Molecule: messenger RNA, 1614 nt
Organism: Pseudocercospora fijiensis CIRAD86
Lineage: Eukaryota; Fungi; Ascomycota; Dothideomycetes; Mycosphaerellales; Mycosphaerellaceae
Exons: 4
Coding region: 1-1614 (537 amino acids)
Source: RefSeq, a predicted model, not a curated record
AUGUUUCUCGAACCCGAUCCGAGACGAACCAAGAACACCGGCCAGACUUGGAACCCUACCGCAGCUCUGAGUCAACCCACCGUCCGCUUAGUCAAGCCUUCACUUUCGGAUCCAACGCUUCCUGCAGACAUCCGCGACGACAGCAGCGCCAGUGAGCUUGACGAUGGAAAAGAGAACUGGAACAAGACGGUGAAGGAUGCGGCCGCAAUUCCUCCCUUACCCCAGUCCGCUAAAGCCUCAGAACCAGGAUUUCCGGCCUCAAGCCGGGACUUUGGUGUUUCAGAAGCAGGUCUGCCAACGAAUGAGGCGCCCAGCCUGGAUCUUGCAGAGCCUCGAGCACCCAGUGCAACCUUGCUUCCGAACAGCUCGCGGGAGACGGUGACUGCGCCUUACCAGACGGUGCCCGAACUAGCAUGGCUUCGAAGAAACACUUCGUCGGGCUACUACUCGCAAUGUUCCACUUUGCACGCCAGCGAGAUUACGCUGGCUCCGAAAGGUGCACGGAGUCAGAGGGCUAGUCAAGCAACAACUUUGCGCACGACGCCCACGCCCUCUUGGGCGAGCUUAGAGCCGAACGACACCCUCCCUCCACUACUGCAGAUCCCAAAGAAGCGAUUGCGACACAAGCCAGCAUCUGCAUCACUCAACUCCCAAGCCAGUUCAAGAGUACGGGGGACUGCCGGGACUCAGACCGAUGACACCAUGACUUCCGAGGACAUCGAUACGUUACCGUAUCCUCGACGCCCUUUCAGUGGCCACUUGAGCACAAUCGCUAGCGAGAGUGAUGGAAGAACCGAAUCGCAACACUUCAGCCACUGGUCGUAUGGGAGUGGUGUCCUGACUGGCGAUGAGCUCAGCAGCGCACCACUUUCGCCCGUCAACGACAGCUACAGGCGGCGAGACAGCGCCCCGGUUGAGUCGAUGGUGUCUAGUUUAGCACCUGAAAUUCAACCAACUUCAGGAACGCAGAGGACGAGUAUCGAGUCGCCUGGCGACAUGACGUUAGGAAUAUUUCGAGAAGAGUCUGCCGUGCCUCAGCCAUUAUUCCGACCGCACGCUGGCCCUAGCACAGUGAACCAAAGCAAGAAGAAGUACGACGGACCUCUGCCUCCCAUUCCUCCGAUCCCAAAGAACCGAGACGACGACGAACGAGCCGACACAGUGUCUGAAAUGACGCGACAUUCUCUACAUCAAAAGCGAUCAGGCUAUUCAUUGCGAUCGAAGACCUCCAACACACCAGGUCACUCGCGACAGUUGAGCGAGAUCAGUUACGCUGACAGCGAAGCUCGAUUCAGCACGGUCAGCAACAGCACCAGUAUUUUCCCGACUUGGGCCAAACGCUUCUACAGCGGCACUGCACACUUGCCCAGCAAGCUCUCAUUACAUAGCAACUCGACAGAUGGAAACGCACCAGUACGGCAUCAAAGAGGCGAAAGCUCGUGGACAGACCACAGCAUCACGAGCCGACUCGGACACACCUAUAGCAAUGCUGAAUCGGAAUUCGAAAUUGCGCAAGAGUCAGAAGAGCAAAAAGUCGAGCAGGUCAAGACCUUCGCAGGACACACAGCCGGAUUCGAUGGGCAUAUCCCCAGAUCCUUUACCGCAACAUCCUGA